AUGACUCACGCGUCCGACACCCUCUACGAAAAGCGGGAGUGUCGCACGGAUCAGGCGAUUGCCAUCGAUCAAGCUAGGACUGCAGAUACAGCAGCUUACAGUUGGCGGCUUACUUGCAUGAGCUGGGUCGAAAUAAACAUCCGCGUUUCAGUAUUUUUAAUGGAGUACUCAACAACGUCUGACCGUUCCGAAGAAAUUCCUGAAGAAUCGCAUCGCAGCUCCUCGUCCUCGAUGGAACUGCAGGAUUCAGAUGAUAAAACCUGUCCAAUCUGCUUACAUGAAGACCGGCCUUUAGCACAUGGAGAAUGCAGGCAUGGGUUUUGUCAGCCCUGUCUGGAACGUUUGCUUCUGUCACCAACGAUUUCACCGCGCAACGACAGACAAAGCGCUGCCUGCAACGUUGUGACGCCGACCUUGAACGUAUGUCCGAUAUGUCGAGACCGACUUUAUUUAUUCGAUUUGAAAUUCAAGGAAACGGGAAAGGUUCUCUAUGAGCCUUGUGUGCACUUCCAUGAUACGCCGCUCGCGGGAGCCGUCUACGCGGAUUCUCAAGUUGGAUCCGGAAGCUUCCACUUUCCUCCUUUUGCGGAAAGCGAGAACACAGAGGCGUACUUUAACGUUGAAAAUAUUCCGAGAUUGCUGGAUCUUCCUUCCCAUGUUCCUUUUAAGAACGUGAAUCUACACUGGCCAAGUAGAACGAUUGCUGGCGUCUUGGAAUUUCCGGUCGGUGAUUUUGAUCGCUGGAAUGUUUACCUUUCCUUUUCUGCCGACUGGCAGUUUGUGUGCCGCGGUGCAAUGAUCAAACGCCGGCGCAAAUUGAUUGACGCGGCCGCCAUACGCACCAAAUUUCCUUUGGACGGCUCAUGGUCUGUGACGACGACCAUUCACAACCAAUUGCCCAGUCAAACUCAAAUCCAUGUCCAAGGCCAUGCCUUUUACAACACCGCCGGCCAAUAUCACGUUUUGGGUAUCCAACGGGAUCGGGGCGCUGCACACGUUAUUUUCAAUGCAUCUCGUAUGCAACCGACAUUGGAGGCCUCUUCUGGGUUGGACGUGAGCCGGAUUCCGUUUGGUCCUGGAAUUGGUGAAGCCAUUGAAUGGAAACCAAUCGAGACCGAUUUCAUUGAAAAAGUUGAAUGGAAACGACUGUCUGUGUCGACGACUCUGCCGCCCGAUGAGGUCAAUCAGGUUGGAGGAAACUCUGGACGAGUGUAUCGAUUAGUUUCGGAGAGUACUGACGCGUUGCAAUCAUCAAGCAGAUUCGUGCCGACGUAUCACCCCGACACCGUGUGGGGCAACGUAUUCUGUCAAGCUUUCAAAGUUGGUUUAGCAUCAUAUCACUUUUCUCAAGACUCGAUCAAUGCAGCAGAGAGACGUGUGUAUAUUAGCUACGAAAAUCCCGCGACUGGCCUAUGGCCUCCACUGGACAAUGGCAUGCCUAUUCCUGGACGAGCAUAUUUCCACGCAUGCUCCUUUCCAGAUCCCCAUACGUUUUGCGGUCAAAUCCGUUGGCAAGAAGAUUUUGGAACACCUUGGCAGGGCAUGAUACGAUGGGAUUACACAAUUAAGUUUGAUUCCGAGUUCACAUGUAUUGUGGGUGGGGAUGUAAAGAGCCUCUCGGUAUACGACGCGGAAGUUCCCCAUGAAAUGUCUCGUUUUGGAGACUCGUUGAUUUAUGUCAACGCUGCCUUGUGGGACGUCUUUGUGCAAGCCCGACAGCAACAGGAUGAACAGGCCGAAAUAAGCGCAUUGUCUGAGCAGCGCGUUGGUUCACCCGGGAGUACCAGUAGUACAUACGAGCGCUUUCAGGAGCAUUCCAAUCUACUUCGCCAACGCUUACUUGCUGAAGGUGCGUCCGUCCGGACGGUGGCCAUGGUCCACGGUAUUUUUACGAAAGCUCAGCAUGAAAAUGAGGUGAAUCCUAUUGAUAUAAAUAUGUAAAUUGAUGACGGAGAUGCG
Phaeodactylum tricornutum CCAP 1055/1 is the source of this 1959-nucleotide messenger RNA. RefSeq lists its product with no specific name. Gene Ontology annotation, molecular function: metal ion binding. The coding region runs from base 1 to 1941 and encodes 646 amino acids. The record is from RefSeq and is a predicted model, not a curated record. NCBI's taxonomy places the organism in Eukaryota, Bacillariophyta, Bacillariophyceae, Surirellales, Neidiaceae. The transcript is spliced from 2 exons.